CAGGAGCCUCUGCAGGACCCCCGACUCGUGAGAAGCUGGGAAGGGUGUAGCCCUGCAGCCUGCUACAUGCUUCCCAGGCUGGAGAACACCAACACGCCUUCAGUGUUGGUGUCAUUUGAAGAUGUGGCUGUGGACUUUACCCAGGAAGAAUGGCAAACAAUGGACAAUACUCAGAGGACCCUGUACAGGGAGGUGAUGCUUGAGACCUAUAACAAUCUGCUGUCCUUGGGGUACUCCAUGACAAAGCCUAAUGUGAUCUUCAAGUUGGAGCAAGAAUCAGCACCAUGGACAGUGGAGAAAUCUGUGAUGCAGAGACUUCUAGAUCCCCAUGGAAAGAAUGAGCUGCUUGGAGCUAAUCAGAACGGUCAGGAAAUAAUAUUCAGGAAGCCUCAUAAAAUGCCAUUUGAAAAGAAGCGUUCCUCUAAUGUCCCUGAGAACAAGCACAAGAGUGAGGAAAAUCUCAAUCAGCUUGACAAGAUCCACAUUUGUCAGCAGUCCUUUGAACAUAAUGGGAAAGAGAAAACUGUCAGCGGGAAGAAGAUAGUCCUUAUGUGUGAGCAAGUUUAUACCAAAGACCCGUGUAUUAAGCAGCUUUGUGGAAAAGGCUUUUACCAACAAUUAUCUCUCAUUAGGCAUCAGAGAAUCCACACUGGGGAAAAACCUUAUGAAUGUAGUGAGUGUGGAAAAGCUUUUCUUCAUAAGUCAAACAUAAGAGUGCAUCAGAGAAUCCACACUGGGGAAAAACCUUAUGAAUGUAGGGAGUGUGGAAAAACGUUUACCCACCAGUCCGGUUUGGUUCAUCAUCAGAGAAUCCACACCGGGGAAAAGCCUUAUGAAUGUAAAGAGUGUGGAAAAGGCUUUCCUUGUAAGUCAAACCUCAUUAGACAUCAGAGAAUCCACACUGGAGAAAAGCCUUAAGUCUGUAGUGAAUGUGGAAAAGGCUUGUCUCAUAUGGCACACCUCAUUAGACACCAGAGAACCCACACUGGGGAAAAACCUUAUCAGUGUGGUGAGUGUGGAAAAGCUUUUGCCAACCAGUCAAAUUUCGUUCAUCAUCAGAGAAUCCAUGCAGGUGAAAAACCUUGUGGAUGUAGUGAGUGUGGAAAAGCUUUUCUUUGUAAGUCACACCUCAUUAAGCAUCAGAGA
Messenger RNA from Ochotona princeps (American pika), 1146 nucleotides. Its product is annotated as zinc finger protein 570-like. The transcript is spliced from 8 exons. The annotation marks the transcript as partial. Gene Ontology annotation, molecular function: RNA polymerase II cis-regulatory region sequence-specific DNA binding; DNA-binding transcription factor activity. NCBI's taxonomy places the organism in Eukaryota, Metazoa, Chordata, Mammalia, Lagomorpha, Ochotonidae. Gene Ontology annotation, biological process: regulation of transcription by RNA polymerase II. The record is from RefSeq and is a predicted model, not a curated record.